Sciurus carolinensis (gray squirrel) is the source of this 987-nucleotide messenger RNA. Its product is annotated as olfactory receptor 8K3-like. Gene Ontology annotation, cellular component: membrane. Lineage: Eukaryota; Metazoa; Chordata; Mammalia; Rodentia; Sciuridae. Gene Ontology annotation, molecular function: olfactory receptor activity; G protein-coupled receptor activity; odorant binding. Bases 1 to 987 code for a protein of 328 amino acids. Gene Ontology annotation, biological process: sensory perception of smell; G protein-coupled receptor signaling pathway. The transcript is spliced from 2 exons. The record is from RefSeq and is a predicted model, not a curated record.
AUGGAGAAAUACAACCUCACAGUGGUACAUGAGUUCAUUCUGAAGGGCAUCACUUCGCGCCCUGAGCUGCAGGCUCCACUGUUUGGGCUCUUCCUCAUCAUCUACAUGAGCACACUGGUGGGAAACUUGGGCAUGAUCAUCCUCACCAAGGUGGACCACAGCCUGCAAACACCCAUGUACUUUUUCUUGAGGCACCUGGCUAUUACAGAUCUGGGUUAUUCUACAGCUGUGGGUCCCAAAAUGUUAGCAAAUUUUGUUCUCGAUCAAAAUACAAUCUCCUAUUAUUUUUGUGCUGCACAGCUUGCUUGCUUUCUUGUGUUCAUUGCUUGUGAGCUAUUUAUUCUCUCUGCAAUGGCCUUUGAUCGCUAUGUGGCCAUCUGUAACCCUCUCCUCUACACUGUCAUCAUGUCACAGAAGGUAUGUUGGGUUCUGAUGGCAAUCCCCUAUCUCUACUGCACAAUUGUGUCACUUCUAAUCACCACAAAGAUUUUUACUUUGCCCUUCUGUGGCUACAAUGUCAUCAGUCAUUUCUACUGUGACAGUCUCCCCUUGUUAUCUUUGCUCUGCUCAAACACACAUGAGAUUGAAGUGAUGAAUCUGUUUUUAGCAGCUUUUAAUUUGAUUUCCUCUCUUCUGAUUGUCCUUGUGUCCUAUCUGUUCAUUCUCAAAGCCAUUCUCAGGAUGAAGUCAGCUGAGGGCAGGCGCAAGGCUUUCUCCACCUGCGGAUCCCACCUGACAGCGGUCACUGUGUUCUAUGGGACUUUGAUAUUUAUGUAUGUGCAGCCCAAGUCCAACCACUCCUUGGACACUGAUAAAGUGGCUUCCAUAUUUUAUACUAUGGUCAUCCCCAUGUUAAAUCCCUUGAUUUAUAGCCUGAGAAACAAAGAUGUAAAGUAUGCUCUUCAAAAAUUGUUAGACAAUUUGCAGACAUGUAAUGUAUUUCUAGAUCCAGCAAAACCAGGAACAAUUAAUAUCCAAAUAGAAUGA